Molecule: messenger RNA, 422 nt
Organism: Rubroshorea leprosula
Lineage: Eukaryota; Viridiplantae; Streptophyta; Magnoliopsida; Malvales; Dipterocarpaceae
Source: the annotation of a GenBank genome assembly
CUAGCACAUGUCGGCACAUGUCGAUAUGUUAGUGAUAGAAUCGGUUCGUACAAGUGACCCUGCUAGUGGGGAUUAUACACUAGUAAAUCGUGUGCCUGCCAGUGGGAAGUUUAAUACACUGGCCAUGACCUAUAGAGGAGACGUCUAUUUCGUUCCCGUACUGUAUCCAUUUUGUGUGAUUGCACAUGUUGGCAUGCUAUAAGUUUAAUAAGGGGCACUCCAUAUUUACUUACUGAGUUUAUCUCAUAGUUUUUCCUUGUCCACCAUUUCAGGAAGUGAAACUGAGGACGGGGAAACCACAGGAAGUGACGAGUUAGAAAGCUAGCCAUUUCGAGAUUGAUAUAGAUUUUAGAAAUAAAUUGUGAUUUUGUAAGCUAGAGUGUAUUUGGAGAUUUAUGGUAUCGGAGAAAUUUUAAAGAUUU